UAUGCAGAAUAAACUGUAUAAAAUUUAUAAAGAAAAAUAGUCAAAAUAAAAUCGAAUGUAAAAGUUUGCAAAUUCAGUUUGCUUAAAACUAUUUCUAACCAAAUUUUUGUUUAUGUAAUAAAACAAAUUUUUUACAGUAUUAAUAUAACAUUAUUUAACAAUGAUUACUGACAUGGAAUUAAAAAAUAAAAUGGAUUAUAUACAACGAAUGUGUAAAGAUUUAUCACGCGACCAACAUAAAGUACUUAAUAAUAUAAUUCGUAUAACAAAACAUGCGUUACCACAUCAAUUGAUAAUUUAUGAUCCAAAUAAUAUUAUUGUAUGUAUUAUUCAAGUUUAUUUUUAUUAUUAUGAUAUAUUGCUUCGAACUGAUUUAUAUAAUAUAUGCAUAUUAUACAAACGAAGAAAAAGAUAUCGACAUGCAAAAGAAUGUUACAAUAAUUUAUUGAAAAUAUAUAUUCCUACAAAGUCUAAAGAAACUCUUAAAAUUAUACUUGAUACAAUUUGUGAAAAUAAGCUUUGGGAGUUUGAAACUUUUUGUUUUGAACUUAUAUGUGAUUUAUUGAAAUAUGGUCUUAAUGGAUCAUUAAUGUUUCAUGCUAUAUGGGAUAAAAUUGAAGGUCCAAAUAUGAAUAUAGAAGAUUCAAAAAGAAUCAUGAGAAUAUUAUAUGAAUUAUUAAAUGUUUAUGAAUGGCCAAAUACUCAUGAUACAAUAAUAGUUAUUGAAAGAAUUUUAAAUCUUUUUUAUAUUUCUAUAACUACUACAGAAUCAACAGUUAAUUAUAUACCAUAUGCAACACUUAAGAAAAGUUUGGAAGUCUGUAUUAUUAAUAUGGUAAAACAUAUAUAUAAUUAUCAUCUUCUCAUCAUAAUUCAUCACAUGUGUUCAUGGGUUGUUGAAACAGAAAUGACUGAUGAAUUUAUAUUACAAUUUGGUAGUACACUUGAAUAUAUAGCCUUCAUACAUAAUGUAACAUUAUAUGAGAAAACUUUAACUCCAAAGAUAUUUCCAUUAUUAAUGGAAAUGAUAGCAUCAACAAGUAAGAUAAGCAGCUUAUUAGGUAAUCGAGUUAUUCAAUAUUUGCUUGAUAGAAAAGAAAAUAAAGCAAAUUUUGAUACACCUAAGAUAUUUUUUGAAGAUGCUAACUUUGACAUAAAAAUAGAACGAUAUUAUAAAGAAGAUAAACUAUUCUGUAAAUUUCAUAGAGAAAUUUUACAUGACAGUUUUCUAAAAGGUAUUUUAAAUCAUUGUUCAUCACGUAUGAAUUUAGAAUCAAUAUAUUGUACAAUAUGUCUGAUUGCUGUAGAAGUUCCAUGUGGAUUUACAGCAGCAGCUGUAGUUUGUCUUUUAAUGAAUUUGCAAGAUAUAACUUUAAAAAGACAAAAUAAACGUCAUAUUGAAAUAUCAUAUCAUAUACAUGCAACAGUGAUAGCAAUUAUGUCUCUUUUAUGUUGGAUUCAUAAAGCUGAUGUAUUUUACGAAUAUGUGAAUAAAAUAAUGUUGGAAAGGGCACAAUGGGCUCCGCAUUUAAAUCCUCCUAUUCAAUCUCAAUAUAAUUUUGCUGCACAUCAUAUUCUUUGGAACAAACCAGAUUUAUUUUUUGUAGAUUGGGAAGCUCGCUAUGGUUUAUGGAAAUGUUUUCGUUUACGUGAAACUGAUGAAGAAAAUGAUGAUUAAAAUAAUUUAAUUUUAUCAAAAAUUAUAUGAUUCAAAUUAAUUUUAAAGAAUUUUAAACUUGUAAUG
Molecule: messenger RNA, 1744 nt
Organism: Apis florea (little honeybee)
Lineage: Eukaryota; Metazoa; Arthropoda; Insecta; Hymenoptera; Apidae
Biological process (GO): protein localization to plasma membrane
Cellular component (GO): plasma membrane
Source: RefSeq, a predicted model, not a curated record